CAAGUGGGCCAGCCACGCAUUGCGGAGGUGACCGAGGGCGUCUUCAUCGCGACCGGCUACGACCUGGCCAAUACAAUCUUAAUCCGAACGAACGAGGGGCACGUGGUGGUUGAUGUGAGCAUGAACCCUGAGCGGGCAACACGGGUUCGACAGGAUUUGGAAGCCGCAGCGGGGAAGGCUUCUAUUCGAGCUAUCAUCUACACGCACAGCCAUGUGGAUCACGUCGGGGGCGCGGAUGCCUGGGCGGAGGUCGGGACAGAGAUCUGGGGCACGGAGGCUCUCACAGGGCAUUUUUUCAAGCAGUACGGCGCUUUCAGGCAAGCUGAGGCCCUCCGGGCCUCUCGCCAGUUCGGAAACCACGUCCCUCUCAGUAUUCUACCUUGCUCGGGCUUGGGCCGCAAAGCCGACAUUGAACUUACCUUAAAGACGAUGGCCUUUCUCAUCCCGACCCACACGUUCUCGGGGAACGUCUCGUUCUCCGUGGGCGGCGUGGACUUCGAACUGGUCGAGGCGCAUGGGGAAACGCACGACCACCUCUUCGUCUGGCUCCCGGGUAAGGAUGCCUUGCUCUGCGCAGACCUGUACUACCACUCUUUCCCCAACCUCCUGUGGUGGGCAAAGAUCUGA
This is a messenger RNA of Nannochloropsis gaditana CCMP526, 627 nucleotides long. RefSeq names its product alkyl sulfatase or beta-lactamase. The record is from RefSeq and is a predicted model, not a curated record. The transcript has 4 exons. The annotation marks the transcript as partial.